UUGAACGUAGAAUUUUUUCGACAUUAGUUUCGUCUGCCGAGUGUCGUUGGCGUCGAGCUUCAUUGGGUGGACUUGUGCAGUGGUGCUGUCGUGUUAUCAUUUGAUUGGGAUUGGCCUUCCUUGGUUCAAUUGUUAAUUGUUUGUAGUUUUUCGAUUUGAAGUGCAUACUUUCUAUUUGGUUUAUUUGUUAGAAAAUUGAUAGGUUGUUGGUACUUUAAUUGAGUAGUAUAGGUAAAUCUAAUUAUCGUAAUAUUUUUAAGCAACAUUUUAUUCCACAUUAACAAAAUCAUAUAUCUAAUCAUGGCUGCACCAGUCCAGAGGUUGUCUUCGCGGUUUAAUAGUGUAUUAAAUAAAACAAACUGGGGAGCGGCCGCAAUUUCGUCAACAAAAUACAAUAACAAGCCAAGAACUUAUUUCACGUACAGUCCCGAAAUAGCACAACCUCUUCAAAGAGAACCUAAGUGGACAACUGCAGAGGAAGCGGUAAAAUGUAUCAAGUCUGGAGACACUGUGUUCCUGAGUGGGGCUGCCGCCACCCCCAUCCAGCUGGCCAAGGCAAUGACAGACUACGGCAAGAGUGCAGGACUCAAGGGUGUCACAGUCUGUCACAUGCACACUGAGGGUGAUGCUCCCUACACAAACGAGGACUGUGCAGGUAUCUUUCGUUCGAUGUCUUUCUUCAUGGCCGCUAAUGUCAGGAAGGGUGUGGCUGAGGGCCGAUCUGACGCCAUUCCUAUUUUCCUCUCGGAAAUUCCAUUGCUGUUCACCCGUAAGAUUGUGAAACCUGAUGUUGCCAUGAUCCAGGUGUCUCCUCCAGAUGAGCACGGAUUUUGCAGCCUGGGCACCAGUGUCGACUGUGUACGAGCUGCAUGCUCCAACUCUAAGAUCAUAAUCGCCCAUGUAAACAAGUAUAUGCCUCGCACGUUUGGUGAUGCAGCCAUCCACUCGUCACACUUCGACUACGCAGUGCAGCAUGAUGUGCCUCUCCCCAACGGUCACCAUACUGGCAAACCCCCUAGUGAGGCGGAGACUCAGAUUGGGAAAAAUAUCGGAGAGAACCUUGUGGAGGACGGAGCUACGCUGCAGUUGGGUAUUGGAAGUAUUCCUGACGCAGUGUUGGCGGCCCUGUCAAACCACAAAGACUUAGGCAUCCACUCAGAGAUGUUUGCUGGUGGAGUAAUCGAUCUAGUCAAGAAAGGUGCCAUCACCAACAACAAUAAAACUCUGCACAAGGGGAAGAUAAUUUCCAGUUUCCUAAUUGGGCCCAAGGAGCUUUAUGACUUUGUUGACAAUAAUCCUUUCAUUGAGAUGAAGGUGGUGGACUAUACCAAUAACCGGACCAUCAUCUCACAACACCCAAAGAUGACAGCCAUCAACUCUUGUAUUGAAGUGGAUCUUACAGGACAGGUUGUGUCAGAUUCUAUUGGAACCCGGAUGUUCUCUGGUUUUGGAGGUCAAGUAGAUUUUAUAAGGGGAGCUGCUGAAGGUUUUGAUGGCAAAGGCAAACCCAUCAUUGCUUUGCAGUCCAUUAACCCCAAAACAAAAGAUACCAAGAUUGUGCCCAUUAUUAAACCUGGUGCGGGAGUAGUCACAACAAGGGGUCAUGUCCACUAUGUAGUGACAGAAUUCGGAAUUGCUCAGUUGUUUGGCAAGACUCUUCGUCAGCGAGCGUAUGCACUCAUACAGAUUGCUCACCCUGACCACCGCCAGGCUCUGGAGAAGGCUGCUUUUGAGCGACUCAAGGUCAUGCCAAGCCCUUGAACAGCUUAAACUCGUCACUCCCUCACAGAUCUUAUGCGCUUGCUCAGAGUUGCCACUAUUCCAACUGUUACGCAAAAUUCUUUAACACUACACUAUUUUUCAGAAUGCAAUAAAUUAGUUACUUCAUGUGUUUUCUCAUAUAUUCUUUUUUUAUACAAUUAUGGAAAUAUUUUUUUGUGACAAAUCAGUACAAAAACUUUAGAAAAAAUAUUAGUAUAAAAUAUUAUGUUUCUUUGUGGCAUACUUUAGAAGUAAAGUCUAUAAAGGUUCAAAGGUAUCAAUAGUUGCUAUUUAAGUGCUAUUUAGGGCAACUGUAGCAUAUAAACUCACGUGUACCACAUUAAAUCGAAGAUGCUUCCAGCCUACAGCUGUAUUUCUUUACAACCACGCUAGAUACAAUCAAAACCAACUGAUCAAAGUGACUUGAAAAUAGUUAAUUUAUUUUAGUUGAGUCAGUUUGGUACAUGGAUGAUCAGCUAGUUAUUAUUAUAGUGUGUAGACUGAUAAAUUUCACCCUGUAAUAAUUAUAUUGUAGACCUUACUGAUAUAAAUGGAUUGGUAAGAUAGUUGGAGAGUGAUUCCUGUCAGCAAUGAAGCAAUUUGUUAAUCUUAAGUUAUAAUAUUGUACUAUGUAAAAUACAAUUUUUUAUAAAUCUG
This is a messenger RNA of Homalodisca vitripennis (glassy-winged sharpshooter), 2418 nucleotides long. RefSeq names its product 4-hydroxybutyrate coenzyme A transferase. Gene Ontology annotation, cellular component: mitochondrion. Lineage: Eukaryota; Metazoa; Arthropoda; Insecta; Hemiptera; Cicadellidae. The coding region runs from base 301 to 1761 and encodes 486 amino acids. The record is from RefSeq and is a predicted model, not a curated record. Gene Ontology annotation, molecular function: acetate CoA-transferase activity. The transcript is spliced from 9 exons. Gene Ontology annotation, biological process: acetate metabolic process.